Messenger RNA from Triticum turgidum subsp. durum (durum wheat), 495 nucleotides. The record is from the annotation of a GenBank genome assembly. NCBI's taxonomy places the organism in Eukaryota, Viridiplantae, Streptophyta, Magnoliopsida, Poales, Poaceae.
AUGCAAUAUGAAGGAGGAACAUUCCGCAUAUCAGACUGGGCCGAUAUUGUCACUGCGCAUGUAAUUCCUGGACCUGGAAUCAUAGAUGGCUUGGAGCUGAAGGGUUUGCCAAAGGGAAAAGGGCUACUCUUGGUUGCUGAGAUGAGCUCACCUGGCAACCUUGCUCAUGGAGAUUACACCGCGGCAGCCAUGAAGUUUGCCGAGCAACAUUCUGAUUUCGUUAUCGGAUUCUUGUCGGUAAACCCUGCAUCCUGGCCAGCUCCAGCGCCAAGUCCAGCGUUCGUCCAAGUUACCGAUCCGGGAGUUGAUGUUGCUGCCGGAGGAGGUUCUCCUGGUCAUCAGUAUGACGUCCCUCAUUUGGUCGUAAACGAGCGAGGCGGCGACGUGAUGGUGGUCGGGCGCGGGGUCAUAGAGGCGAGCGAUCCUGCCGGCGCCGCGAGAGAGUACCGUGCCCGAGGGUGGCAGGCCUACCAGACCAGCUUAUCGUCAAGCUAA